AUGUCGCACGAAGGUGAAGAGGACUUAUUGGAAUACUCUGACAACGAACAAGAAAUCCAAGUAGAAAAUACCAAGUCAGCUGAGGCAGUAGGUGGUGUAGAAGAAUCAGGAGAAGGUAAAGACACGGAUAAAAAGGGUUCCUAUGUUGGUAUUCAUUCUACUGGUUUCAAGGACUUUUUGUUGAAGCCCGAACUAUCUAGAGCGAUUAUUGACUGUGGUUUUGAGCAUCCUUCAGAAGUGCAGCAACACACGAUUCCGCAGUCUAUUCAUGGUACAGAUGUCCUGUGUCAAGCGAAAUCUGGUUUAGGUAAGACAGCAGUGUUUGUAUUGUCUACUCUGCAGCAAUUGGAUCCUGUGGCUGGAGAGGUGUCAGUAGUUGUGUUGUGUAACGCGAGAGAAUUGGCGUACCAGAUUAGAAAUGAGUACUUAAGAUUUUCAAAAUAUAUGCCAGAUGUUAAGACAGCUGUAUUUUAUGGUGGUACUGAUACCCGGAAGGACAUUGAGUUGUUGAAGAACAAGGAAACGGCGCCACAUAUUGUUGUUGCGACGCCUGGACGUUUGAAGGCAUUAGUCAGGGACAACAAUAUUGAUCUAUCUCAUGUCAAAAACUUCGUUAUUGAUGAAUGUGACAAAGUUUUGGAGGAAUUGGAUAUGAGAAGAGACGUUCAGGAUAUUUUUAGGGCCACCCCUAGAGAUAAACAGGUAAUGAUGUUCUCUGCUACCUUGUCCCAAGAGAUCAGACCGAUCUGCAGGCGUUUCCUACAAAACCCGCUUGAGAUAUUCGUGGAUGAUGAAGCUAAAUUGACUUUACAUGGAUUGCAACAGUAUUACAUCAAACUUGAAGAACGUGAGAAAAACCGGAAAUUAGCCCAAUUGUUGGAUGACCUUGAAUUCAACCAAGUCAUUAUAUUCGUCAAAUCCACCUUGCGUGCAAACGAACUAACCAAGUUGUUGAACGCAUCAAAUUUUCCUGCAAUCACUGUGCAUGGUCAUAUGAAGCAGGAAAAGCGUAUUGCACGUUAUAAAGCCUUCAAAGAAUUCGAGAAACGUAUUUGUGUCUCCACCGAUGUGUUUGGCAGAGGCAUCGACAUUGAACGUAUCAACCUGGCCAUCAAUUACGAUAUGCCAAGUGAGGCGGACCAGUACUUACACCGUGUCGGCAGAGCAGGUAGAUUCGGUACGAAGGGUUUGGCUAUUUCUUUGGUGUCCUCAAAGGAAGAUGAGGAGAUCUUAGCGAAGAUCCAAGAACGUUUUGAUGUCAAGAUCACUGAGUUUCCAGAAGAGGGUGUUGAUCCAUCUACUUACUUGAACACUUGA
Eremothecium cymbalariae DBVPG#7215 is the source of this 1317-nucleotide messenger RNA. RefSeq names its product ATP-dependent RNA helicase SUB2 (gene SUB2). Bases 1 to 1317 code for a protein of 438 amino acids. NCBI's taxonomy places the organism in Eukaryota, Fungi, Ascomycota, Saccharomycetes, Saccharomycetales, Saccharomycetaceae. Gene Ontology annotation, biological process: mRNA splicing, via spliceosome; mRNA export from nucleus. Gene Ontology annotation, molecular function: RNA helicase activity; ATP binding; RNA binding. The transcript has a single exon. The record is from RefSeq and is a predicted model, not a curated record.